ACAGAAGAAGACGAAGAAAACUCGACUGUCAUUGUAUUUCCCAUCAUCCAUCGCGGCGUUUUUCUCGUUCCAGCUGUGAGGAGCGUCGCUUCUGAGGACAGUGACAGGCAGAUGUGUGUGUUUCUCACAGCAGUCGGUUUCUAAACGGAUCGAUACAGUGUGUGUCCGGGGCCAUCGCUGAGCUCGGUGACGGCGGAUGCCGCUGAAAGCGCGGAGCUCGACCCGGAGGAGGAGAAAGAAUCCGGAUGAGGAGCAACCCGCGGAGCCUGCUGCUUCCUCAGCUCAGGUGAUGGCACCGACGCGAAUGAAGCUGCGCGUUCGCCGCCGUGACAAUGCAGCCGCAGGUGCUGCAGGACGUGGUGCUGCGCUGGAGGAAGAUGAAGAGCAGAAGAGUCGAGAGAGUGGCAGCAGGAGGAAAAACGCUAGCAGAUCUUCUACUGCGGCCACAUCCUCCUCGUCCUUGUCUCCACCCGCGUCCUCCGCCUCAACGUCAGCACGCCCCCAUCUGAUGGCAGCAGAGGAGGCGUCGCCUGACUCCAAGUGCCCCAUCUGCCUGGACCGUUUCAACAACUUGGCAUUCCUGGACCGCUGCAAGCACCGCUUCUGCUUCCCGUGCAUCCAGGAGUGGUCUCACAAAAAGCCAGAGUGUCCGCUUUGCAAGCAGCCCUUUGCUUCAAUCUUUUACCGGAACCAAGCUGAGGAUGACUUCAAGGAAUAUACGCUACGCUCAGCGCCCCCCAGCAGCAGCGUGGCCGCUACUGUGGCAAUGGUGGCAGCGAUGGCGUCAGCUGCAAGAAGCAGCCAUCAAAUGAGGCUAAUGCUGAGGCGGCACCGGGUGUCAGAGGCUGGCGAGACAACAACAAGGAGGCGGCGGAGGGAGAGAGGGGCCAGAAGGACGGAGGAGAGGGCAGGGAGUUGGGAGUGGUACCUCGAUUCCCCUCCCCUUCCACUCCCUCCUCUUCCUCACCCUCCAGUCGUUGCUGAGGACAGUGAGGAUGGGGAGGAACAGAGGAUAAGAGGAGGUGCUGAUUUGGUGGAGCGCGGUGUGAUAUUUGAAGGACUAACAGGCCUUGGAGGGGCAGUGGCACCCAUUGCCCCCAAUGACCGGGCAUCACGACGACUGAUGACUCGCUUAGCGGCAAGGCAGCGUUUGCAGCGUGAAGGUGGAACCGUGCGUCGACUUAGGGAGAGAGAGACGGUGGCUUUUCGCCGUGGCCUCUAUCGCUGUGGCAUUCGGGUCCGUGGGGUUGCCGGAGGACACGGCAACGAGGGACAGCGUGACAUCACGGCAGAUAGCUUCCGUCGGAACCCUGCCCACUUGAACAGGCUCCGCCCCUGGCUGCGGAGGGAGCUCACGGUGCUGUAUGGCUCGCACACCUCGUUGGUUGACAUCGUUCAGCGCAUCAUCAUGGCAAGGCUCGCCCGCCAUGGCCUGGAGAAUACACCCAACAUAGAAGAAGAGUUGCGGCCAUUCUUGCUGGCACGCACUGAGCACUUCCUGCAUGAGCUCAUCAGCUUCGCCCGCUCGUCGCUCAGCCUGGAGAACUACGACCUGCAGGCGGUGUACGAGCCACCGGACGCUGCAGUGGAACUGGAUGGGAUGAGCAGCUCGUCCGAUGGCAGCUCUGUCAUUGCCAUCUCCGAGGGGGAGGAUGAAGAGAGGGGGGCAGGGGGAGGGUCCGAGGAGAGGCUGGGGAGGGAGGUGGGAGCUCAAGAUGACCCCAUCCAAACAGCGAGUGUCCUUAGCCUUUCGGGUUGGGACGAUGAAACCCCAGGCCCCUCCUACUCCACCGCCGAGCCUUCAUCUUCGUUCAGUCCUGCCCUGCCGGAGGCAGCCAAUCAGGAUGGAGGAGAAAGGCAGGGAGAAGAGGAUGAGUGUCUCAUCGUUGGGUACAAGAAGCCGAUUGCAGAACGGACGCCAGAGUUGGUGCAGCUCUCCUCUGACACAGAAGAAGAGGAGGUAGAGAAGAAGAAAGAGGAGGAGGCUCCUCCUCCCCUCUCUGCAACACCUCCCCUCUCUUACCUACCAGCGAUCCCUCCCUCCACAUCAGGUACUUACAGAGAGGAGCAGGACAAGGGGCAGAAAAUUGGUGAGGUGGCAGGACAGCGCUCACGUGCACGCUCAUGGUCAGGGAGCUCUGGUCGGAGCAGGAGCUCUGUGUGCACGCUCAGCCCGGCGACGCCUGGAGAGACUGAGCGGCAGCAGGAGAUGGGGAGCUGGAGAGACAGGAAGUCCACCAGUGAGGCAGCAAGAGAGAAGAGGAGGAAGAGAAGGCAAGAACGCAGCAGCAACCAGCACAGGAAAAGUGGCACUCUGUUCAACCCAAAUCGCUCCAUUUAUCCCGCCAUGAUGCGGCACCGCUCCUCGCCUCCAUUUGACUCCAGCGCUGACUCCAGCUCCCCGCCGUCGCCCAGCCCGCCGGACUCCAGCUGGGAGUACCCCUGCGCCCAGGUGUCCCCUCUCACCUCCUCUGCCUCUUCACCAUCCCUCUCCUCGUCCUCACCACGUCCUCCCCCACCACCACCGCGGACACCACCGACGCCCACGCUGUCCCCCAGCGACAGCGCUCAUCACGGAGAAAAACCCGGCGGGAAAAGGAAAUGCAAGAGCCGCCACCUGGACAACAAUGUCAAGGAUCCCACAUGGAGGCCGAGCGGCAGUGGCGGUAUUCGCAAGGAGAAGAGGAAAGAGAGGAGGAAGAGGAAGGAGCGAGACAGAGGAAGGAGAAGGGAGAGGCACAGGCGGGCGAGCAGUGGCUACGGUGGCGAGAGCAGCCGGAGGUCCAGACAAGACCGCAGCCCCAGCGUGGAGAUCAUCUACGAGGGCACCAUCACCGCCGACGGGGCGCAGCCUCCUGCCCACAAACGGCGCCGGAAACGUCAUCGCAAGGCUCAGCAGAGCAGGUACGAGGUGUCACACUGCUGGGAGGGGAAAAAAAGGUUUGCUGCCAAUGCAGAGUUCUGCUCCAACAUCCCGAGGCAGGGUCCUGAGGGGUUAGAGGAUGACUUCCACUAUGCAACCUAA
Haplochromis burtoni (Burton's mouthbrooder) is the source of this 3025-nucleotide messenger RNA. RefSeq names its product E3 ubiquitin-protein ligase Topors. Gene Ontology annotation, biological process: protein polyubiquitination; protein monoubiquitination. The transcript is spliced from 4 exons. The record is from RefSeq and is a predicted model, not a curated record. Gene Ontology annotation, molecular function: metal ion binding; ubiquitin protein ligase activity. The coding region runs from base 197 to 3025 and encodes 942 amino acids. Lineage: Eukaryota; Metazoa; Chordata; Actinopteri; Cichliformes; Cichlidae.